GGAUUGAGCAGUGAAGAAAGUGAGGCUAUAAGAAAGGCUUUUGAUCGCACGGACUAGAGCAUCACAUUCUACAGCGGAUGCUUUUGUGUUUUGCUUAGAGUUGCAGCAGAGUCGAAUAUUUUUGUAGUCUGAGAGAGAUUCGAACCUGGGGCGAGUCAUAAGAUGGAUUUUCAGAUUUUGAUGAUAUGGGUAGUGUUGUUAUGGGUAUCCUGCGGCAAUGUACAAAUCGUCAGAGCAGGAUUGCACAGUAAUUCUUCCUCCGCUGUGGAACAAGACCCCGACAGUGUGGCAAGGAUGGUUCAAGAGAGCAUUAACAGUACGAGACGAGAUCUGGCUUAUUUGUCAUGCGGGACUGGCAACCCCAUUGAUGACUGCUGGCGGUGUGACCCUAACUGGCAGCGUAACCGCAAACGGCUUGCCGACUGCGCCAUUGGGUUCGGCAGGAACGCCAUUGGAGGCAAAAAUGGUCGAUUUUAUAUUGUAACUGAUCCUGGCGAUUAUGACGCGGUUAAUCCUCGACCUGGUACUCUGCGUCAUGCGGUUAUCCAGACUGAACCUCUGUGGAUCGUUUUUCAGAGAAGCAUGCUCAUUCAGCUUAAAGAGGAGCUCAUUAUGAACAGUUUCAAGACAAUUGAUGGCAGGGGCGUCAAUGUUCAUAUUGCUUAUGGCCCCUGUAUAACCGUUCAGUAUGUGACAAACAUUAUCAUUCAUGGAAUUCAUAUCCACCAUUGCAGACCGGCUGGUAAUGCCAUGGUGAGAUCUUCGCCUACUCAUUAUGGGUGGAGAACAAUGUGUGAUGGCGAUGGGGUGUCGAUUUUUGGUGGAAGCCACAUUUGGGUCGACCAUUGCUCGCUUUCCCGUUGUGCAGAUGGUCUCAUUGAUGCUAUCAUGGGAUCCACUGCCAUUACCAUUUCUAAUAAUCACUUUGCCCAUCACAAUGAGGUGAUGUUGCUGGGUCAUAGUGACUCCUACACAGCUGAUACCAAUAUGCAAGUGACCAUUGCCUUCAACCACUUUGGGAAAGGUCUUGUGCAGCGAAUGCCCAGAUGUCGACAUGGAUAUUUUCAUGUGGUGAACAAUGACUACACGCACUGGGAAAUGUAUGCCAUUGGCGGUAGUGCAAAUCCCACCAUUAACAGCCAAGGGAAUCGAUACCUGGCUCCUGUGAAUCCCUUUGCUAAAGAGGUAACGAAACGGGAGAAUUUCAACACAGGUGAAUGGCAGCACUGGAACUGGAGAUCAGAAGGAGACCUGCUGUUAAAUGGGGCUUUCUUCACACCAUCUGGAGCAGGGGCAUCAUCAAGCUAUGCAAAAGCAUCAAGUUUAGGUGCAAGGCCAUCUUCAAUGGUGAGAAGCCUUACAGGAAAUGCAGGACCCCUUUCUUGUAGGGCCAGAGCUCACUGUUAAACACAAAUGGAGAUUAUUCUCUUCUGUUCCAUUUCAGCUACUACGUCUAUUUCUUCAAAAGUUCUGUCAUUGCUUUAUUCACCUACUUUCCCAAUUGUACCCUAUAUUGUUUGGAGGAGUAUUUUCAAAACGAUUACAUACAUAUCGUCUCCCCAACAACUUACUUUAAUUUGAAGCAACUGAAAGCUAUUCAAAACACUAACUGUGCGAAUGCUAAAAUGGUAUCAUACCAAGCAGUAGUGCAGAAGUGUUAUUGUUGUUAAUGGAAUUCUUAUAUUCAAUCGAAAAGCAUAGAAUUCCAUUC
Messenger RNA from Cryptomeria japonica (Japanese cedar), 1711 nucleotides. Its product is annotated as probable pectate lyase 18. The record is from RefSeq and is a predicted model, not a curated record. Lineage: Eukaryota; Viridiplantae; Streptophyta; Pinopsida; Cupressales; Cupressaceae. Bases 163 to 1407 code for a protein of 414 amino acids. Gene Ontology annotation, molecular function: pectate lyase activity. The transcript is spliced from 5 exons.